Messenger RNA from Pteropus alecto (black flying fox), 4173 nucleotides. It is a transcript of the gene USP44, whose product is annotated as ubiquitin specific peptidase 44. Gene Ontology annotation, cellular component: cytoplasm. Gene Ontology annotation, molecular function: zinc ion binding; cysteine-type deubiquitinase activity. Lineage: Eukaryota; Metazoa; Chordata; Mammalia; Chiroptera; Pteropodidae. Bases 110 to 2239 code for a protein of 709 amino acids. The record is from RefSeq and is a predicted model, not a curated record. Gene Ontology annotation, biological process: protein deubiquitination. The transcript is spliced from 5 exons.
CUCUUGUUUUUAUUUUAUUAAAAUUGACAUUGUUCUGCUUAGUUUUCAGAUAUUUCAAGUGCGAACAGAGACUUAUUUGGAUUAUGUGUUUCUCAGCUAGACUAAAUAAAUGUUAACAAUGGAUAAGUGCAAACACAUUGAGCAAUUGCGGCUUGCUCAAGACCAUUCCAUCCUCAACCCUCAGAAAUGGCAUUGUGUGGACUGCAAUACAACUGAGUCAAUCUGGGCUUGCCUUAGCUGUUCCCACGUUGCCUGUGGAAGAUACAUCGAAGAACAUGCACUCAAGCACUUUCAAGAAAGCAGUCAUCCUGUUGCAUUGGAGGUGAAUGAGAUGUAUGUUUUUUGUUACCUUUGUGAUGAUUAUGUUCUUAAUGAUAAUGCAACCGGAGACCUGAAGUUACUACGAAGUACAUUAAGUGCAAUCAAAAGUCAAAGUUAUUAUUGCACCACUCGUAGUGGAAGGGUUUUACGGUCUAUAGGUAUAAGUGAUGAUUCUUAUUUCUUAAAUGAUGGUGCCCAAUCUCUGCUUCAAAAUGAAGAUCAAAUGUAUACUGCUCUUUGGCACAGGAGAAGGAUCCUAAUGGGUAAAAUCUUUCGAAUUUGGUUUGAACAGUCACCCAUUGGAAGAAAAAGGCAAGAAGAACAAUUUCAGGAAAAAACAGAAAAAAGAGAAGUGAAGAAAAGACGGCAAGAAUUAGAACAUCAGGUUAAAGCAGAAUUGGAAAGUAUGCCUCCAAGAAAGAGUUUACGUUUGCAAGGUCAAGUUCAGUCCACCACAGUAGAGAUAGUUCCUGUUCAAGAACCACUACAAACCUCAGCAUCACCAGCAAAAGAUGAUGUAGUAUCUACCUCAGAAGAUGUAAAAUUUAAAAAAGCCAGUGAUUCCUCAGUUAAACAAAGGCCAAUCGUAACUCCUGGUGUAACAGGAUUGAGAAAUUUAGGAAAUACUUGCUAUAUGAAUUCUGUUCUUCAAGUGUUGAGUCAUUUACUUAUUUUUCGACAGUGUUUUUUAAAACUUGAUCUGAACCGAUGGCUGGCUGUGACAGCUAGUGAUAAGACAAGAUCAUCUUAUAAGCAUCCACCAGUCACAGAUACACUAUAUCGAAUGAAUGAAUGCCAAGAAAAAGAUACAGGCUCUGUUUUCUCUAGACAUCCAAGUUUAUCCUCCAGACUAACUGGUGGAGUAUCAAAGAGUAGAAAGAUGGAACUUAUUCAGCUAAGGGAGUCAAGUUCACAAUACAUUUCUCUCUGUCAUGAAUUGCAUACUUUAUUCCAAGUCAUGUGGUCUGGAAAGUGGGCCUUGGUCUCACCAUUUGCUAUGCUACACUCUGUGUGGAGACUAAUUCCUGCUUUUCGUGGUUAUGCCCAACAAGAUGCUCAGGAAUUUCUUUGUGAACUUUUGGAUAAAAUACAACAUGAACUAGAAACAACUGGUACCAGGUUACCAGCUCUUAUCCCCAUUUCUCAAAGGAAACUUAUCAAACAGGUUCUGAAUGUUGUGAAUAACAUUUUUCAUGGACAACUUCUUAGUCAGGUUACAUGUCUUGCAUGUGACAACAAAUCAAAUACCAUAGAACCUUUCUGGGACUUGUCACUGGAAUUUCCAGAAAGAUACCAAUGUAGUGGAAAAGAUACUGCUUCCCAGCCAUGUCUGGUUACUGAAAUGUUGGCCAAAUUCACAGAAACAGAAGCUUUAGAAGGAAAAAUCUACGUAUGUGACCAGUGUAACUCAAAGCGUAGAAGGUUUUCCACAAAACCAGUUGUACUCACAGAAGCCCAAAAACAGCUUAUGAUUUGCCACCUACCUCAGGUUCUCAGACUACACCUCAAACGAUUCAGGUGGUCAGGACGUAAUAACCGGGAGAAGAUUGGUGUUCAUGUGGGCUUUGAAGAAAUCUUGAACAUGGAGCCUUACUGCUGCAUGGAGUCAUUGAAAGCCCUCAGACCAGAAUGUUUUAUCUAUGAUUUAUCUGCUGUAGUAAUGCAUCAUGGGAAAGGAUUUGGCUCAGGACACUACACUGCCUACUGCUUUAAUUCUGAAGGAGGGUUCUGGGUACACUGCAAUGAUUCCAAGCUAAGCAUGUGCACUAUGGAUGAAGUAUGCAAGGCCCAAGCUUAUAUCUUGUUUUAUACCCAGCGAGUUACUGAGAAUGGACAUUCUAAACUCUUGCCUCCAGAACUCCUAUCUGGUAGCCUACCUCCCAAUGAAGAAGCUGAUACCUCCGAGAUCCUUAGCUGAUCCUAAGACAGUGAGCUUCUUGCGAUUUGUACAUAUACUUUUUGAAAGGGCUGACUUAAAAUUUUGAGCUUCAUUGUUUUUUUACUUAAAAAUCAGUGCACACUGUUUAUAUAUUUUGUAUCUAACUUCGUCUUUUUACAGGGACAAAGCAUACAUAUGUAUUAGUGACAGCAGGUAACUAAACUUUUGUCAUGUACUUGGGAGUUUUAAGCUUUUAGUGUUUACCUCAGACUAGUGUUACCUCUUUUAUAUUUUGAUGUCUUAAUUGGCUCAGAUCAUGAAUUUGUGCAAUCAACUGAAAUUCAGGUGGCAUCAUUUUAUACAUUUCUUAUUUAUCUUUUGUAGCUAUUUUCUAUACAAAUUCAAUUCUUAUUCGAUGGAAAAUUAGACUUCACUGUCUUAACAAAAAAAAAAAAUCUAAACGGUAUUUCUUUCAGGCCAUUUGUAUGUUAAUGUUACCUUUGCCCCUUUAAGGGAGUUAGACUACUACUUUCAAAGAGAAAUAUCAAGGUAUUGUCUAAAUACUCAUCAAUCUAUUCCUGAGGCUUUGUGUGUUACAGGGCUCAGAAAACAUUGUCAUUAAUGGAACUUAUUUUUCAAAAAUUAUUGUUUUAAUAAUUAUUUGGCAUAGACAUACACAUAUGAAAAUGACAGCUUAAUAAAUAGUGUGUUUAAAUGACUUUAGUACUAUGGACAUGAAAACAAUGAUGGCUGGGACUUAUGAUGAUUUGUCUGGCAGUGAACAGGUUUGUCCAGAUUCUAAUAAUAAAGCAGUCAGUCAUAUUAAAAAUUUGAAUUUACCGAACUUUGUAUUAUGUUAUACAAGUACAAUUUAACUUGGAUAUGAGUCCAUUUUAUGUUUAACAUUAGAACCUCUUAAGGCUUCGUACUGUAUCACUUUUUGAGAUUUUAUUUAAAGGGAUAAAAAUAAGCCUUGAAGAGAAAAAAUUGCAUAGGGCAGAGAAAAUAACUGUUCAAAAUUGGCAACUGGCAGCAGGCAUCUCAUUUCUCUAACUAAAGCCUGGACUACUCUUGCUAGGAUUAUGUGACUACUAGGAGCCUUUUAACAUAUUUAAAUACCAGGCCCUGACAUUUUAAAAAAUUAUCUAAACUUGCAUUUUAUUAAAAAUGUAGUAUGAAAUAAUCUUUGCUCUUGCCUAAUAAUCUUACUAGAUUUCUUUAAAAUACUACUGCUGCUAACUUUAUUUCAGAAAGAGGAAAAUCUACCAACCUCUGUUAAUCUGAUCUUAGCCCGGUAUUAACCACUGCAAGAUCAUUUCUCUUUUUAAGUGGGUUUGCUUGCAGGUUGAAAUCUUAAGAUAUCCUAUAGAAUGCUGUUCUCCCCUAGUGAUCAUCUACAAGUUUGAGAAGGACCUCUAUUAGUAAAUUUUCCUUAAAUUUCAGAGGACAAGUCAUAUGAAGCAGCUGACUGUAAAGUGCAAUGAGAAUUUAUCACUGAACAGACAAAUCAUUUAUGCCAAAAAUACAGCUUGUGUUAAAUGACUAAGGUUUAAAAUCAUUCAUUAAGUAUCUAUGCAAGUUGUUACCUCAACUGUUAAUUAUACCUCAUUAAAGAUUUUUGUGGUCAAAAUACCUGCGUUUUCCCUUUUUUAAUUUCAAGGAUUACUUUAUACCUAGGUUAACUGCUAUACAUUUUAGCACCUAAUUUUAGUGGGAUUUUUAAAAACUCUGGAAGCUAUGUUAUUUAUAUAAUGGUGUAAUUUGCUUGUUUCAGUACUUAUUUCAAUGUAAUAUAUAAGAAAGAAAUAAAGUAGCGUAGCUUUCUUGAUCUUUUCAAACUAAAACCAAUGGGGCAGGCUGUAUGUGUGAUGUCAAGGUAUAUGGGAAUUCUGUACUUUAUGCUCAAUAUUGCUGUGAACCUAAAUCUGAUCUAAAAAAACAUUAAGUAUUAAAACUAAAACCUAGACAAUGAA